This is a messenger RNA of Rotaria socialis, 555 nucleotides long. The record is from the annotation of a GenBank genome assembly. NCBI's taxonomy places the organism in Eukaryota, Metazoa, Rotifera, Eurotatoria, Philodinida, Philodinidae.
AUGACUAGUUAUCAACAACGAGCAUGUCGAUAUCCCAAUCUACUUGUUACAGUGAAACAAGAAACAGAUGAAAGAUCAGUGAGUGAAAUUCACUCAAAACCACACACAACUCGUUCAAAAAAGAAUUAUAAUUCUAAAUUUUUCUAUCCAACAACAACUUAUUAUAAUAGAAAUGUUCGAUGUCAACAACAACAACAACAACAUAAUAGAUAUCCAUCCUCAUAUUGUGUCAAUCAACCUCACUCACAAAAUAAUACUCGUUUCUAUUAUCGAAAUCACCACCAACAACAGCCGCCAAUGCGUUCAUUAAUGGAAUUAACAGAUAAUAAAACUUCUUUAUAUCAUGAUGGCAAUGACAAUUCUAUGACUUUUUCGAAUGUAACGCCACGAGAACCGAAACAACGCGGCCAAUAUCGUAAUAGAAAAGCAGAAUUAGAUUGGGAUCAUGCAUUCGAUCUAGAUCAAAUUGAUUUAUAUACAACACAAUACGAUAUUGAUAAUCAUUCACUAAACAGUAUUCAUAGCUCAGGUGAUAGUUUGUUGUUAUCCGUUUGA